Molecule: messenger RNA, 1590 nt
Organism: Austrofundulus limnaeus
Lineage: Eukaryota; Metazoa; Chordata; Actinopteri; Cyprinodontiformes; Rivulidae
Product: coiled-coil domain-containing protein 92
Exons: 4
Coding region: 329-1186 (285 amino acids)
Source: RefSeq, a predicted model, not a curated record
CGCACUGCUGUACGCAGCAGCAGAAGGUGAAGAGGAGGUUAUUUCCUCUCGGUCUUCUCCUCCUGCAGGAUCCAUUCUCCGUUUUGCGAAAGGCAGACAGUGAAARAGCCCGCAGCACGCGAGAGGAAGACAGGUCGUUUUGCGGUUUGUUUUUAUUUGCGCCAUUCUCGCUGCGCCAAGGAGGAAACAGACACCGGGUCCAGGACAAWACGAAGAUCCAUGAGAGACGCUUCGGGCUGGAGUGACGGUAGGCCACGAGCUUCUAGAGAUCUUCUGUUUCCUGACCUCCAGCUGCCAACAUCUGUGCUGCUUGUGUGAAGGUUAAACCAUGGACGCAGGGAGGCUGGAGCAGCAGGUGGCCAGUGUGGAGAGGGGGAUCAGCUUCCUGAAGCAGGAGCACCUGGCCAUGCUGACGGGUCUGCAGCUGGAGAUCACUCACCUGAAGAGGCGCUGUCAUGUGCUGAGCUGUGAGCUGGACUCCAGAUUCCCCGACAGACACACUGCAGAGGAGGAGGCAGAACUGGCGGCACGUUGCGAUGCUGCAGAGCGCCUCCUGGAGCGCCAGCAGUGCAUGAUGGUCGCCGCACGUGGGGAGCUGCGCGCCGGCCGGGCGCGAGCUUUUGCGCUCGGGAGGAGCCUCAGGGAGGAAGAACGAUGUUUCCUGGAGGAGCUGAAGCGCCGCAGUCACAAGAUCACCCUGUUGAAUCGAGAACUUCAGCACCAGAACGUUGUGACGGCGACUCUGCACCACGAACUUCAUGCCACACGGUUAAAACUUUUCCAGCGGCGACAGAGUGCAGGUUCUGCGGCAGAUGGAGAGCAGGAAGUCGGAGGGAAGGAGGAGGAAGAGGAUGAGGAGGAUGGAGGCUCAGAUUGGCUUUUGUCUCCGCUUCCUGCUGCCUCCUCUGACCAAUCAGAGGAGAGACACAGGAGGCACCUCAGCCUGAGGGAGGAGAGGGUGAAAGCGUGUAUCCCGCAGGAGAGAGUGACAUCACCACAGAGGCCACACUCCAUGCCUGACCCCGCCCUCUUCUUGGUGCCACUCAGGUACCGCCUCCUUCGCUUGGGCCAGCCAGUGAGAUCGCAGGAAGGCGAGAGGAGCGAGGAUGAGUGGGAGGACAUAGAGGACAMCAGGGUCCACAGGAGGGUGGACAUGGGAGCAGGGGAAGGAGAAACAGCUCUGUGAAGAUGGACCAACAUCUGAUGAAUUUAACCACYUGAUUCUCCGUAGAUCCCAGAAAGUUAGRUAUUUUUCUAGUUAUAUUUGUAGAGUUAGUUCUCAGACCUAUAUGUAGAUAUUUUAAUGGAUUCAUCUCGAUGACAAAGCAGCGUGCGAGACCUCGGGUCAAAAAUAACUGAUGAGUGGUUCAUAAAGAUGCCUUCUCAUUUUGACACACAGCUUUUGCCUACAAUCAGUAGCCUUACGUCUCGGCCAACAAACACUUUCACCUCACAGUUUGAAGCAGCUGAUAUUUUCACAGCACUAGUUYUGGGUCAGGUUCUGACUUUGAAAGGUUUCUGCCUAUUUUGUAUGAUCUGCACUUUAUUAAAGUCAUGCAAUGUGCCUACAUCUGUAUGGCAAAACAUCAA